GAGCAAGAGGGCAGAGAAGCCCUGAAAAUAGCAGAAGCAAAGGAGCAACUGGUUAUUUAACCUGCUUUCCCCUGGCUUUUACCUCCACCCAAGCUGCCCAAAGCCUGUGUGAGGGCCACCGUACAAAGCAUGCUUGGGGCUCAGGCAUUCAUUCCUGAGCAUGGCCAGUUAAUGGGGAAGAGGAGAGGCUGAGCAGCCAGUCUUUGCAGCUUGCAUGCAGGAGAAGAGACUGAAAGCUCACAUCAAGAAAUCAUAGAAAUUACUGCUAGUGAGAUCAGUGUAAAAAAUCUCACUGUUUCCUUGGCCCCCAUGAAAAGAAUCAGAAUGCGCAGCCCUACUUAAGGAGCAAAAGUAGCAUGCUGUGUGAGCGGGAAGGAGACAGAGCAUGGAGGACAUGUGAUGAGACCUGGGCUCUUGGUUUCUGGAUGCAGAUUCACAGUGUUGGAGCUUGGACUCUCCCUAGCCAGUGCUGUUCCAGUCUUUCAUGAGGAUACUAGGACUGAUUCCUCUAGGUGUUUUUGAUAAAUGGACACUGACAUGGACUACGAAAGACCCAACGUUGAAACCAUAAAAUGUGUGGUGGUUGGCGAUAAUGCAGUGGGAAAGACUCGCUUAAUUUGCGCAAGGGCAUGCAAUACCACUUUGACACAGUAUCAGCUCCUGGCAACUCACGUACCAACUGUCUGGGCAAUUGAUCAGUAUCGUGUCUGCCAAGAGGUCCUUGAACGCUCCCGGGAUGUUGUUGAUGAAGUGAGCGUUUCUCUCAGACUCUGGGAUACUUUUGGUGACCAUCACAAAGACAGACGUUUUGCUUAUGGAAGGUCUGAUGUAGUUGUUCUGUGUUUUUCAAUUGCUAAUCCUAAUUCCUUGAAUCAUGUGAAAACAAUGUGGUUUCAAGAAAUCAAGCACUUUUGUCCUCGCACACCUGUUGUUUUGGUUGGCUGCCAACUGGAUCUUCGUUACGCUGAUCUUGAAGCUGUUAAUCGAGCCAGACGGCCUUUAGCAAGGCCUAUAAAAAGGGGAGAUAUUUUACCACCAGAAAGAGGCAGAGAGGUUGCCAAGGAGCUUGGGAUACCAUAUUAUGAAACUAGUGUAUUUGACCAGUUUGGAAUUAAGGAUGUUUUUGAUAAUGCAAUCAGAGCUGCACUAAUAUCCAGGAGACACCUGCAGUUCUGGAAAUCACAUUUAAAGAAGGUCCAAAAACCUUUACUUCAGGCUCCAUUCCUACCUCCAAAGGCACCUCCUCCAGUUAUUAAAAUCCCAGAGUGUCCUGUAACCAGUAUGAAUGAGGCUGGAUAUUUGUUAGACAAUCCAUUGUGUGCAGAUGUUAUGUUUGUUCUUCAGGAGCAGAAUCACAUUUUUGCUCACAAGAUUUACCUAGCUACCUCCUCUUCAAAGUUUUAUGACCUUUUUUUAAUGGAACGUGAAGAAUCUCCAGACUUCAGUGAAAUACAGUGUAGUACAGAUAAGACCAGUAGGGACUUCCUGUCUAGAACUAGUCAUCUUGAAACAGAUGAUGACAGUGAUGAAGCAAAUUUAAAAACUUUUGAUGCCAAACUUCCAAUACCAGAAAUUGAUGGGACUUUAAAGAUGCUAGAACUUGAAACUGAAGAAACUAGUUCUACAAGGAGAGCUUUGUCCUCCUUGGGUAAAGGGUUUGUUAGUAUGCAUAAGGAAAUACAAAUCAACCCUGUAUCUAAUAGGAAAUGUCCUGUAACUGUGGUCAAGAUGGAUUCCUCUGUUCAGCCUGGGCCUUUUAAAACUGUUUUACAAUUUCUAUAUGCUGGGCAACUGGAUGAAAGUGAAAAAGAUCUGACAAGAUUAGCACAGAUUGCUGAAAUCUUGGAAGUAUUUGACUUGCGGAUGAUGGUGGAAAAUAUUAUGAAUAAAGAAGCCUUCAUGAAUCAAGAGAUUACUAAAGCCUUUCAUGUCAGGAAAGCUAACCGGAUAAAAGAGUGUCUUUGCAAAGGUACAUUUUCUGAUGUUACAUUUAAGUUGGAUGAUGGAAGCAUAAAUGCCCACAAGCCACUGCUGAUUUGUAGCUGUGAAUGGAUGUCUGCUAUGUUUGGAGGAUCAUUUGUUGAAAGUUCAAACAGUGAGGUUGUUCUUCCCAACAUAAACAAGACUUCUAUGCAGGCAGUUCUGGAUUAUUUGUAUACCAAGCAAUUAUCAUCGAGUCAGGAGCUGGACAUGCUUGAAUUAAUUGCACUGGCAAACAGAUUUUGCCUCCCACACUUGGUUGCACUGGCAGAGCAGCAUGCUGUGCAGGAGCUGACUAAAGCCUCAGGGAAUGGCAUUGGCAUAGAUGGUGAAGUACUCUCCUAUUUGGAAUUGGCCCAGUUUCACAAUGCUAAUCAGCUGGCAGCGUGGUGCUUGCACUACAUCUGCACCAAUUACAACAAUGUUUGCUCCAAAUUCCGUAAAGAAAUAAAAGCUAAGUCUCCAGAUAAUCAGGAAUAUUUUGAGAGACAUCGCUGGCCUCCUGUAUGGUACUUAAAGGAAGAAGAUCACUACCAGCGUGUUAAAAAGGAAAGAGAAAAGGAAGAUAUUGCACUGAAUAAACAUCAUUCAAAACGGAAGUGGUGCUUCUGGAAUUCCUCUGCUAUAGUUGCCUGAGCAAAGCAAAUACAUGUAAACACUACAAUGGUGUAAUUAUAACACUGCUCUAAAAUUAGUCUUACGGUUAGAAAUAAGAUGUAGUUCAGGUUCCCGGCACUGAUUUUAUUCCAUGUUUUGCAUUUAUCAUUGUUAGGGUCAAAAGCACAAGCUCAGCUAUAGUGAGCCUGGAAUAGUUCCUUAAACUGAUGUGUGCAUUUUUCGUUAGUAAGCAAAAUAAACAUCUACCAUUAUUACAUCUCUUUUUAUACCAAAACAAAUCCAGCAUUAAUGUUUCAAACUCUAAAUUGGGAAAUAUUUUUAUACUGUCUUGUGUAUUUUGUUUAAAUAAAAAUUCUGGGUAUAACUUUAUUUCACAGACCACAAAAUAACCACAUAGCAGCUUUGUAAUUAGAUUUUAACUAUUUUUCUUAUGUGAGUACAGCGAAAUAUAAACUAACACCCCUUCUUAACAGAUAACCUUCUGUCUUAAGUGACCAGCUUAAAAGUACCCCGUGAAAAUUAUCAUCAUAGUAAUCAUCAGCUUCUACUAGGCAACCAGUUUUUGUCCCUACGUUCCAUGCACUCAUAACAUAAUUAGAUGGUUAUUUCUUCUUUCUAAAGUAAAGGAUUAUAAUAAGAUCAAAUAACUGCAAGUUAUAGAGCAUUUAAUCUUUGUUCAACUGAAUAAUAGGCAGUAUGAUUACCUGUUCAACUGCAGGAACAUGUAUUUCUAAUAUUUGCCAUGUAAGUGCAUAUAAUUAUGAUUAUAUGGGCCAUGUGAAAUCUAGUGAUUCUAAGUAUUCAGAGGUUUUAAAGGUCUAGAUUGAAGAGGAUAAUUUUAAAAUCAUUAGAAGGGCUUAUUAAUUUAAAUCUUUAUCCAGGGCAAACUCAGUAUGGAUCUGAACACAAAAAGCAGAUAUGCUGGUAGUCUUGGAAUUACUGUAUUAUAGUUGGUUACUCUUUGAGAGCCUAAUUCUGCAGUCAUUCCUCUUUCAAAACUCCUUUUUGCUUCUACAGGAGUUAUGCAAAUGAAAGGCUGCACAAACAAGUAGAUACAUUCCUCUAUUGUUGCUGUAGCAUCUUGCAAAUGAAGAAUCAUAUUUUAAAUUAGAUUACAUUCCUUCUGGAAGCAGAUAUUUCAAGAAAGCACAAAACUGCAGGCUCAGUGAAUAAAAAUCUCCGCAUUGUUUAAAUAGUAGGAGGGGGAAAAAAAUCCAGUGUUUUGAAAUUUCCUUUGGGUUUAUGAUUUUCUAAUGACUGUCACUCUGAACUUACAGUGUUGCAUUAGAAAAAUAUAAGGCUGGGGUUGCUUUGAAAAGACCAAACUACAACACUUCUAAAAUUAUACUAUAAAGCAUAUGCAGGCCUAUGAAGUGUCUCAGGCACAUUUCUGUAAUUGAGGUAGUAUUAUGUUAUCAGUUUUGUUAAUGCUGUUUUCUGCAGGCAGCUCAGCAUACUAAUGUGAAAAGCUUUUUAUUUUUAUUUUUCCUGUAUUCAUAGACAAGGCAGUAAGUUCAAACCCCAGUGCUGAGAGUCAGGAAAGGUUUCAGACUGAAAGCCAUACACACUUCCAAAUACUCAGCUUCAAGUCAGAGCUUGUUCUUGGGAGAUGCCGCCCUAGGGUGGUAGAAGCUGCUUAGCAUGGGUGCUGAAGAGACUCCUGUAAAGAAAACAGGUGACAGACUCCAUCACCUACAAGAUUUAUCACUGUACAGUGAUAAAGAAGGGCUAUAGAGAAAGGAUGGCUGCAAGUGUAUCCGCAUUAAUUCCUGGCCAGUAGUAUUGUAAAUUUGGAAGGGAUGAAAAAAUGAGAGAAUAAAUAUCAAGACUGGGAUGGAAUUAACAUUUGUUCAGUCAUAAAAUGUUAACAGAUCAUGUUUAAUAAGUAUUGCUACUAGGUUUUACAUAACCAAAGCUACUGUAUGAUUGUAAUUUUGCCAAACUGUAAUGGAUAGAUAAACGAACCUGGGGGUAUAUGCAAUAAUAUCCAGUUGUAUUAGUUAUCAGCUACUAUAACCAAGUGGCUGGUUCAUUUGGUUAAUGCUGUCUAUGGCCUUUAAUCUUGGUGGUUAUUUGUGUUUUUUAUUUUGAAAAAAAAAAGUCAAUAAAACUGUUUAGUUAUAAAA
Messenger RNA from Trachemys scripta elegans, 4724 nucleotides. It is a transcript of the gene RHOBTB1, whose product is annotated as Rho related BTB domain containing 1. Bases 526 to 2616 code for a protein of 696 amino acids. The record is from RefSeq and is a predicted model, not a curated record. Gene Ontology annotation, cellular component: cytoplasm. Gene Ontology annotation, molecular function: GTP binding; GTPase activity; ubiquitin protein ligase binding. Gene Ontology annotation, biological process: small GTPase-mediated signal transduction; proteasome-mediated ubiquitin-dependent protein catabolic process; regulation of proteolysis. Lineage: Eukaryota; Metazoa; Chordata; Testudines; Emydidae. The transcript is spliced from 10 exons.